AUGGCGGACACCAAGUCGAGGCAGUCAUCUGCCGGGAAGUCUUUCUUUUCCAGGAGCAACAAGAAGGACAAAGAUAAGAGGAAUCCCAGUGAUGAGGGUAAAUAUCUGGGAGGGGAUCUAGAAAAAUUAGGCUCAGUUGGAUCACGAACUUCGUCUUCGUCACGGCAUAUGAGAAACUCGUCCGUUGCAUCAUUAGAGCGCCCUGACUCGCCUGGCGCAGAUCUGAGAGGGAUUAACCAAAUGGCCGGAGUUAUCACAUCGAUUCCUUACGAUACCGUCACGGUAGACGGUAAAUCUCCAAUAUCGGUCGACUACCUACCCAGAAACGAUCAGAUGCCUGUUCGGAGGGAUGCCAGAGAACCUCUGCCCCAUCAUCUAAACAAAGGCGGGGGCGAUUAUCACCAGUAUCCCUCCUUCGACCCAGCGACUUUACCAAAUGGCUCCUCUCACCCAUCAGGACCGCGCCCUGCACCUGGCGGUGGGAACAUAACAAUGGCCUCCACUGGGAAUCGCGCAACACAACUACAGCAAUGGGGACCCGGCAGGGCGAGCGGGGCAAGCACGACGCAUAAUCCAAGGUACGACUCGUACUCUACAAACCAGUCAUCUGCUUAUGCAAGAAGUUCGUUCGACCAAUCGAGCAUCGAUUCGAGUACAGAGCGCUCGAGUAUCUUCUCUACUGCCAGUUCAUCGAAGACUGCGAUGCAAACUCCCUACUCGAAUAAUUUGUCUCCCUCACAUGCAACGCAUCGCGAAUCGCACCGACUAACCAAAUUUCCCCAUCACCAUGUGUCUGGAUUCAACUCACCUUCUUCUGGGCAGGGCCAAGAUGGAUUUAGCAUGAACAAGCCAACGGAUGACAGGGUAGUGGAGGAGAUGUUCCUAGCUCUGAUGCAAAAGCGAGGAUGGCACAACUUGCCAGACCAAGCGCGACGACAAAUGAUGGCAUACCCGCCUGCUAAGAAAUGGACAUUGGUACAUCAGGAUCGAUUGACGGAAUGGCAAGGGGAGCAAAAACGAAGGACAACUACCAAGACACCUGGGCAGUACGGGAGCGCUAUGGAUAUGCUUGCCAAUGCCGAGGAAGAAGGUACACCAGAGUGGUUUGUCAAGAAAGUCAUGGACAAUAGCAUAUCUGCAAAGCAGCUGCAGAGUCUGGCUGUCAGCCUUCGAACACAACCUAUUGGAUGGGUCAAGAUAUUUGUAGAAUGCCAAGGUCAGGUAGCUCUCACAAAUGUACUUGGGAAGAUAAAUCGACGACAAGCUCAAGGGCCAGCACCAGCGGAUGGAUCAACCAGCGAAAAGGAUCUCGACCGAGAAUACGACAUUGUCAAAUGUUUAAAGGCUCUAAUGAACAACAAAUACGGCGCCGAUGAUGCAUUAACCCAUCAACAGGUCAUUGUUGCAUUGGCAACCUCUUUAAUCUCACCUAGAUUGACGACUAGAAAGCUCGUUAGUGAGGUAAUGACGUUUCUAUGUCAUUGGGCGGAUGGUCAGGGCCAUCUCAAAGUUAUCCAGGCUAUGGACUACGUAAAAAAUUCCCAGGGAGAGAAUGGCCGAUUCGAUGCAUGGAUGCGGGUGGUGGAAGUCACCAUUGAUGGCCGAGGCAAGAUGGGCAGUCUCGUGGGAGCUAGCGAAGAAUUACGAAGCGGUGGUAUUGGAAUGGAGAACCUCCUGAUGGAAUACGCCGUGGCAACUUUGUUCCUCAUCAAUAUGAUUGUCGAUGCCCCUGAAAAGGACUUGCAGCUUCGUGUCCAUAUCCGGGCGCAGUUUACAGCAUGUGGCAUCAAACGUAUUUUGACGAAGAUGGAAGGCUUCCAAUACGAUAUCAUAGACAAGCAAAUCGAGCGAUUCCGUACCAAUGAAGCCAUCGACUACGAGGAUCUUCUUGACCGGGAGAAUAGCAGCAUGAAAGAAGGUAUAGAAGGCGAGGUAAAAGAUCUCAACGACCCCGUUCAAAUCGUGGAUGCUAUCAUGCAAAGAGUCCAAGGCAGUAGGACGCAGGACUACUUUGUUUCUGCAUUGCAGCAUCUAUUGCUCAUGCGUGAAAAUGAUGGAGAGGAACAGUUACGAAUGUUUCAACUGGUAGACUCGAUGCUUAGUUAUGUUGCUAUGGACAGGCGGUUACCAGACAUGGAUCUCAAGCAAAGCCUUAAUUUCACUGUUCAAAGCUUGCUCGACAAGCUUCAUACCGACUCAGAAGCACGUCAAGCCUUCGAUGAGUCAAUUGAAGCACGUCAAAUUGCUGACUCGGCUAUGGCCGAGCGGGAUGAGAUGAAAUCCCAAAUUGAGCUUGGUGCAGAUGGUUUGGUAGAAAAAUUGCAAAAGCAACUCGAGGAGCAAGCUCAGGUUAUCAAGAUUCAGGCAAGGCAAAUAGGUUCAUUAAAAGGCGAGCUAGCGGACGCACAAAACCUCCGUACCAAGGAGGCCCAACGUUCUGAGUUAGAAACGAGAGAGCUCUAUCUAAUGCUCCGUGACGCUCAAGACAUUGCAGCUUCCAAUGCUGCCAAGGGCGCAAGUAACGCAUUGGGAGAGAAAGAUCCGACCCAAAUGAAAGGCAUACUUGACCGAGAAAGGCUCAUGGAUCGACUUGAAAUGCAACUCGAGCGUCAAAAGACUCAGUACAAGCUGGAAGGUAGAGUCUGGGGCGAUGCUGCUGCGGGUCCUUCGGAUAGAUUGCGGGCGCUUCGUGAGGAAAUGGACGGAGAAGAGACCGGAGCUAUUGCUAAUAACGGUACUACACCCAGAGACUUUGCGAACAGCAUGCUUGGUACUGUUGCUAGAAACACCAAAAUCCCGAGGAAACCUCUUAAUUCUCAACAAUUGCUGGCCGAGGAGACGGAAGACGAAGACAAUACCAUUUACGAGAAGCCUCGUAUUGUUGAGAUGAAGCGGCCCAAGCAAACACCCGGAUACUUGGAUGAGAUCAACUCGAAAGUCAAGCGGUACGAUGCUAGUGAUGAUGAAGACGAAGAUGGCGAUGGAGAUGGCGAUGGAGAUGGCGAUGGAGAUGGCGAUGGAGUCACAACAGGGCCUUCACAUCCAAGUCUGGAAUCAGACUCCCCGAAAACGCCAAAUGAUGAGCCCGCGUCUACUAAACCGCCAAAAAUUGAAGGUUUCAAUGGUCCUCCACCCCCACCUCCGCCACCUCCGCCUCCCAUGCCGGGG
Messenger RNA from Lachnellula hyalina, 3168 nucleotides. It is a transcript of the gene sepA, whose product is annotated as Cytokinesis protein. Gene Ontology annotation, cellular component: mating projection tip; cell division site. Lineage: Eukaryota; Fungi; Ascomycota; Leotiomycetes; Helotiales; Lachnaceae. The transcript has a single exon. The record is from RefSeq and is a predicted model, not a curated record. Gene Ontology annotation, biological process: mitotic actomyosin contractile ring assembly; actin filament bundle assembly; barbed-end actin filament capping. Gene Ontology annotation, molecular function: small GTPase binding; actin binding. The annotation marks the transcript as partial.